Messenger RNA from Ctenopharyngodon idella (grass carp), 1756 nucleotides. RefSeq lists its product as uncharacterized. The transcript is spliced from 7 exons. The record is from RefSeq and is a predicted model, not a curated record. Lineage: Eukaryota; Metazoa; Chordata; Actinopteri; Cypriniformes; Xenocyprididae. Bases 272 to 1384 code for a protein of 370 amino acids.
AGGUAGGUGGACCAUGAAUGUCACGUGAUUCUGUCUUAGAAGGGAAGUUGUAGCGUUGCUUCUGCAAGCAGUUUUGCAAUGUAAGGUUUCUCUUAGGAUACAGUUAUUUGAUCUCUGCAUCCAAAGGUCGUCUACAUCCAAAAAGUUGUAGGAUCAUUUUCACCACAGCCAUUGGUUAUCAAAACAAAUGUUUACCAAGGUCACAGAAGCAUCAAUGAACAUCUUGGGAUGAAAUAAGAAAAUAUACACAAAAUCACUUCUGGCAUUGUGAAUGCCGAGCACAAACAUGUUCAAGUCUGCUUCCCGUAACUCUCAGCUGCUGUUGUUGGAUCAGAAGUGUGCUAAAUGUCUGUUAGAGACGUAUGUCAAGCGGAGUCUCAGUCUGAAUGAGGGAUGCAGGAAAAAUCUGAAACAUCUCAACAGGGUGAAAAGGGAUGAACAAGGAAGCCAGGCCAGACGUGCGUCCAGUGACACCUCCACCCACCGCCUGUCCGUAGAGAAGCAUCUGAAGAUCAGCAAGUGCACUGAAUGCACAACAUCAGAAUCUGAUUUACGUUGUGAGAGCCUGAAAGGUCCAAGCAAGACCAAGAGGCAUUCUCUCUUCAGAGGCUUUUGCAACCUCUUCUCUAAGAAGAAGUCUGACCUGAAGGUGAAUGGAGAAGUAGUUUCAGAAAUAGAUUGUGGACAAUCUACAGCAGAACGGGGCGUUGACACUUCUUAUGAAAGCACACCCGGCCACACUAAGAGUUUGAAAAAAAAGCACUCUCUGAAAAAGAUCUUGUUCAGCAAUCAAAAUGUUGAGCAGAGAGAGUCAUUACAAACAGACUCCACUCGUUGUUUUGGCGAUGAGGAAGGGCUUUCAGAUGUAAGUGUGGGCUCCAGUAAUAUAUACUUUGAGACGGUGUCAGAGGAAUUGGAGUUGAUUGUGAAGAAGAUUCAGUUUAGUCCAAAAGAUGAUCCUGGUCAACUGCCCUCUGCUGCUUGUUUAGGAGAUUACAGCUCUGCAGGUGAUGACACUACAGAGAGGAUUAUCAGCUUGCUGAAACAACAUGGAGAUAUUAUUGAUCAAAAAAUCAGCAAGAACAAGAGUGUCCAAGACUUCCUCCAGAAACUGACUUACAGCUCAUUCCAGCAGCUGGCAGAUAACUAUGUAGCGCAGAUCCCCAGUCCUCUUCCCCAGACCACAGACGCCUCCCCUGAGCUGGUCAGACUCGCCUUCACCCUGGACUUUACUGCCAAAGUGGCUGGACUGUGCAGCCAGACGGUCGGUCGAAUCAUGGGGUUCGGUUCUCAAUACCUCCAGGAUUCCUUCACACAAAUGUGUGCGGCCCAUAGACAGGUGCCUGAAGAUUUGGAAGGACAGAAUACCUGUGAUCCAGACUGACAGCUUAUUACUGUGAAGCCAAAAACACCAAACAAUGCAAUAGGGUAAAUUCAGGGAAAACAAAAUGAAAACUGUGAUAUAUGUGCAGCUGCUUUUGUGAACAAGCCAAAUGUAGUAGUGUGUAGUAGUAUUACAAGGACUGAACCUGAUGUUGAAGCUGUGAAUAAGAAAUGUUUCUUGGGUGCCAAAUCGUCAUAUUAGAAUGAUCUCUGUAGGAUCAUGUGACACUAAAGACUGGAGUAAUGAUGCUGAAAAUUCAACUUGAAUUACAUUUUAAAAUAAAUUCACAGUUAUUUUAAAUUGUGAUAACAUUUAUUGUAAUAACAUUAAAUUGUAACAACAUUCAAAUAAAUGCAGCUUUGGUGAGACUAA